Molecule: messenger RNA, 288 nt
Organism: Priceomyces carsonii
Lineage: Eukaryota; Fungi; Ascomycota; Pichiomycetes; Serinales; Debaryomycetaceae
Exons: 1
Coding region: 1-288 (95 amino acids)
Source: RefSeq, a predicted model, not a curated record
AUGCGCAAACCCGGAAUCGAACCGGGGGCCCAACGAUGGCAACGUUGGAUUUUACCACUAAACCAUUUGCGCAUUAAAUUGAUUUUGCCCAGGAUCGAACUGGGGACGUUCUGCGUGUUAAGCAGAUGCCAUAACCAACUAGACCACAAAACCAACUAUAAUUUUUUUUUAAGCAUUAGUAUUAUAAGCAUCAUUACAUUAAGGUUUAAAGAACAUUAUUUUUUUAUGGGCCGAGAUUCAAUCUUGCAAGGUACAAGGUACUUUACCAGAGAAUUUGAUUACUAUUAA